Molecule: messenger RNA, 1326 nt
Organism: Leishmania mexicana MHOM/GT/2001/U1103
Lineage: Eukaryota; Euglenozoa; Kinetoplastea; Trypanosomatida; Trypanosomatidae
Exons: 1
Coding region: 1-1326 (441 amino acids)
Source: RefSeq, a predicted model, not a curated record
AUGAGCUCCGCUGCUGUCCAGGUUUCCGCCACAGCAGAGGCGAGUGCGCAAUCGGUGCCGCUCUUGAUAACGUGCCUGCACGCGUCUGCUUUCUCCGCCCCUCUCGCAGAGGUGCGUCGAGUCUUCGACAUCAUCGAGAGGCUGCUCUCUAACCGCUUGCAGCACCCGGCUGAGCCGCGCUACACCUCGUUCUCUGCCACGAGCGCAGUGUGGGUCAACGGCGUUGCCCCGCUCGUCUACGUGCUUCGGUUAGCUGCCUGGAUGGGGUGCACGUUAGCAGCGGAGGGCGCCCGUUACGUGUUCUUUGAGAGUCUCGAUGAGACGCACGCACGCGGGCCAAGCGAUGAUGCGGAAGGCCGGCGGCAGCGGCAUGCUCAGCAGCAGAUUGCGGAUCGCCUCAGUGAGCUCCGUUGCGUCGCCUCCAUAUGGGAUACGUCGGUCGCGGAGAGUUCUGCCGAUGCCUCGAAGCGCUAUCAAGACGCCUAUCAGAAGCUGCUCAAGCUUUUUCAGUCGGCCCAAGGCUUCACCGACCGAGAGGAGGUGUGGGCGCGACACACCCACUGCCUGCAGCUUCACCGUCUCCUCGCCUGCGCUCGUGAUGGGGAGCGGCAACAGACGACGUCCUCUCAGGCAACUUCGGAUGUGCUACGCAGAGAGGGCGCCGCCGCAUGGCCGACGCGCGCGCAGCGAGAGCUCGAUCGUUUCAUACGUGCGCCCGACUCGACUCCCUUGACGAACGCGAAGGGCGCGAGCAUGACGCGAGCACUGUCGGCCCUUGACACACAGCACGGUCGCCAUCCCGAGUGCGAAGCCCGUGCGACGUACCUGGCGGACGACUCUCUCCGAUGGCUUCUCUCUCACGCAUCACUGUGCGAGUGCUACCGUCUGUGCGAAAGCGCGGCUGCCGAGUCUGCCAGCAGCUCUGUGGGCAGCAGAGAGAGUAGGGCGGCGGCUGUCCCGCUGGUUCCCGGCUUCUCUGCCACCGUUGCGGCACGACUUCGCCAGCGAGCGCAGCUGGAGCGGCACCAGCGCUACCUCGACACAACAGGCCCCACAUACCGGCGGCUAAGCCAGGAGGAGCGUCACCGCGGUGAGAGCCUUAUCAUUAGCAUUGCCGCCCUCCUCGAGCAAAUCUCGGAGGUGACGGAGGCGCAGGGGAUGGUGCGCCACGACCGGCACGAGGCGCGUCGGCUGAUGGACAACUUCCGCCAGGACGGCGACCUUGUGAAGCUGUACGCGUUGGAGAAGAAGUACACAGCGGAGCUGGAGGAGGCGAAGCUGCUGCACGGGAAGCCGUUUGUCUACGCCGAGUUACUCGAGCGGUAA